CAGAAACAUAAACGGUCAAAAUGGGUUCCGAUUGUGGCGUUUGGCUGGCCAAAUACCUGCUAUGCUUAUUCAACUUCCUCUUUUUUGUCGUUGGCACAAUCGUGCUGGGCACUGGCAUCUGGCUGGCGGUCGACAAAGCCUCACUGAUUGCAUUGCUUAAGAUGGUGGAUAGCGAACACAUAAACGUGAGUAUACAUUUUUUUAAUUGAACUGCAACCACAUAUGUAAGUACAUA
Molecule: messenger RNA, 235 nt
Organism: Rhagoletis zephyria (snowberry fruit fly)
Lineage: Eukaryota; Metazoa; Arthropoda; Insecta; Diptera; Tephritidae
Product: CD82 antigen-like
Source: RefSeq, a predicted model, not a curated record